AUGGCUACCAGAUCAAUUUCACUCUCAAACUUCAACAAAUCAACCCUUCUCAUACAAAAUUCUUUUGAAAAGAUUCUCAAAUCUGUACAAGAGCUUGAAACACUUUCCCCCUCAAUCUUGUCAGUGAUACAAAUCAGAACUUUAAACAACUUCUCGAACCAGUUAGAAAAGAAACAUGAAGCCUAUGAAAAUUACCUGGAAAGAGCCUUGGAACAUAUAUCAGAAGAAUUAGAUUUGGAUGCAGUAAGUGACACUGAAGACAAACUGCGACUGCUAUUCGUCGAAGCCAAGUCUCGGAUUGAAGCCCUUCUCCAACAGCAGCCGCAAGAUGUUCCAGAAGAAAGUAAAGAUUCAACAAGAAUUAGUGACAUCUCAGCUUCAUCAUCUGCUCACGUAAGACUCCCAAAACUAGACCUCAUCACGUUUGAUGGUUCUCCUCUACAGUGGGUAAGUUUCAUCAACUUAUUUGACACUAGCAUCCAUCUGAAUGAAAGCAUUUCAAACGUCACUAAAUUUCAAUAUCUUCUCAGCGUGCUCAAAAAUGAACCACUAAAUCUCGUAAAAGCUUUCAGUAUCACUUCAGCCAAUUACUCAAUUGCCUAUCAGCUCCUCAGAGACAGAUACCACAACACCCGAAGGUUAACUACACUUCACCUCAACAAACUGAUCGACCUACCGGACAUUUCCUCUACCUCAAACAAAUGUCUCAGAACGUUCCUCAACUUGUUUUAUGAACACACAGAAGCACUUAAAGCUCUUGACUGUGACAUUACUUCUAACUCUAACCCUCUGUUGUCCACCAUACUCUUACGAAAACUAGACAAUGACCUUCUAAAACAACUAGAGGCUUUUAGAAUUAAUAUAAAAUGCGAAACACAUUCUCUACCAGAAGUAGUCGAAAUAGUCAAGUUUCUUAAUCAAGAGUGUAACCAAAUGGAAGACGCUGUGUUACAUACCAAGUUUGCUCAAAGUACGAACAACCACAAUUCAAAUUUUAAACCCAAAUCUUUCACAUCCAAGCCCUCUUUCAUUCAAGCUCAGAAAGUUACAAUGGUCUCUACUCCAACUCCAUCAAAUCAAGACAACUCAAAAAAUCCUUUCUCAUUUCCCUGCUUUGUCUGCUCAUCAACUGGCCACAAGGUUUAUGCUUGUCCUAGCUUUCUCUCUCUUUCUUCAAAUGAACGUUUUAAAACCGUAAAGGACAACAACAGAUGUGUCUCUUGCCUCGGAAAACAUGAUGUUAAAACAUGUAAGUCUAAAGCAUCUUGCUUCAAAUGCCACAAACGUCAUCACACCUUACUUCAUUUUGAACAUGACAAGACAUCUCAAGGUUCUACAUCAUCACAACCAUCAACCACUCAUGUUUCGAAUGAAAAACCUACCGUACCUCUUUGCUCACAGGAAGCCAGUCCUGCUAAUCAAAUCCCUAAAACUGUAAUUUUAGGCACAACACUGGUUAAAGUUACUGCUCAAAAUAACGUUUCUCAUGUGUUCAGAGCAUUGAUUGAUAGUGGCAGCAUGUGUGAUUUUAUUAGUGAAAAAGCUGCUCAACUACUGAAUGCACCUCGUUUCAAAUCCAACUUACAAGUAGUUGGUCUUUCUCAAUCUCCAACUCUCACAAAGGGUAUUGUGAACCUCACUGUUAACACACUGGCAGGAAAAUUAGUUGCAUCCAACCAUGAAGUGCACAUACUUGAUAAAAUAUCUGUCAAUCUCCCUAGAUCUCAAAUAUCACAAAGAGUUCUAUUGAAAGUAAAACCUUACCCCCUUGCUGAUCCCAGCUUCCACUUAUCAGGGCCCAUUGACAUGCUGAUUGGAGCUUCUCUCUUCCCUCUUCUUUUAACGAAUGAAAACUAUUCUCUCGGCCCUAACAUGCCUAACAUGAUGGGAACUCACUUUGGCUUUGUUGUUAUGGGGAAUGCACCUUGUUCAACCGAUUCCCAGCCUGCCAACACUCCAUCCAUCUCUCUGCUCUCAACGGUUGACAACGAAUUGCAUAACUCUCUACAGAAAUUUUGGAAAUUAGAGGAAUUAUCUGUACCCUCAAAGAUAUCGGUUGAAGAGCAACAGUGUGAAGAUCUGUUUAAAGCUACCCACUCUAGGGACGAAAAUGGCCGUUACUUAGUUCAGCUACCAUUUAAAGAAAAUCAUCCACCUUUAGGAUCUUCCAAACUCAUCGCAGAACGACGUUUUCACUCACUUGAACGACGUUUUACACUCUCUCCUGAUUUGUAUAAAUCUUACUCUGACAAUAUAAAUGAACACAUCUCUCAAGGUCAUAUGGUAAAACUACCUCAUCUAGAUAUCAACUCUCCUCACUAUUUCUUGCCACACCAUGCAGUUGUGAAACCAUCCAGUACCUCAACUAAACUCCGAAUCGUUUAUGAUGCAAGCUGCAAAACCAGCUGA
Messenger RNA from Macrosteles quadrilineatus (aster leafhopper), 2409 nucleotides. RefSeq lists its product as uncharacterized. Bases 1 to 2409 code for a protein of 802 amino acids. Lineage: Eukaryota; Metazoa; Arthropoda; Insecta; Hemiptera; Cicadellidae. The transcript has a single exon. Gene Ontology annotation, molecular function: zinc ion binding; nucleic acid binding. The record is from RefSeq and is a predicted model, not a curated record.